CCCUCCCUACCCGACCCAUCUGCUAAACCGGACCCAUCCCUUCCCCUUCUAACCCAUCAACUAAGCCCUAAUCGUAUAACUCCACCAUUCCAAAAAAUUAACUUUCUAGCGCCGCUAGGGUUUCGUUGGUGGAGAUCUUCGAUUUCAAGUACAAGUUUUAUCAUUUUCUAUGCUACAUACCGAUUUAUCAGUCAAUGUAAGUCUAUAUCUUCAUUUAUUUACGCUUUUUAGAUAUGUUAGGAUUAUGUGGGGAUUUUGUUAUGUAUGCCAAAAUCGAAUGAAAUAUGUUAUUUAGCUUUUUUAUGCCUUUGUAUGGUUUGUAUUUGUUGUAUAUGUGUGAUCCCGUGAUGUUGGUAGUUUUUCAAGGUUUGGUUGUGGCUGCCAUAAAUGAAUGAAGUCCAUUAUUUAAUGUUAAAGAUUAUGCUCUCUAUGCCUUUGUAGGGUCUGUUCUUUCCCUUGUUUUUGGGUGGUCCUGAUAUGAUGUUAGUAUUUUAGGGUGUUGUUUAUUCCAUUUGUGUAGCUUUCAAUGCGAUGAUUGAUGAUGUUGGUAUUGUGUUCAAUUAUGGGGGUAGUUGGGUCUUUUCACCUGAGUUGGUAUACAUUAAAAAACUGGUGCACUUGUGGCUUUCUUUUGACCCUGAUUUGCUGAGUCAUAAGGAUGUAUGUGAUGAGUUUACUUCCAAGCUAGGGUUUUCUCAAGUUAAACAAUUGCUAGUGACUAGGCCCUCUGGUAAGUAUUAUAUAGUUGAUGGGGAUGAUGGUAUUAGGGCCAUCCUUAGCCUAGUGUGUGAGGAAUAUAAAGUCAUCAACUUCUUUGCUGUGUUAGAGGGUGAAGAGACAGUCUUUGCUCAACAGGUCACACACCAUACUGAAACUUACCUUGUAGAUGUGGGGGUUGGGACAGACUGUGAACAUAGUCUUGGUUCUGUUGAUGAAUGGGAUCUCUCUGAGGAUAAGGAGUAUGAUUUUGAGGGACUAUAGGCUAUUAACAAGGAAAUAGUAAGGUUAGUAGGUGAUAGGUUGGAAAACUGCAAUGAGUUGGAAGUUGGCAUGUCAUUUAAGGACAUGGAAGAAGGCAGGCAGGUUGUGAACUAUUAUGCAUUAGCUAACAAAAGGGCUUUGACAAUAAUUAAGGCUGAUACUAGUAGAACUAGGUAUCAUUGUGAAGAGGGGUGUCCUUUUAGGUGUUUGAUUUCAGAAGAUGCUAAAAGUAAAGGGUUCAUGAUCAAAACUUUGAUCAAACAACACACAUGUGAUGAGGCCUUUUUGAAUCCUAGGGUUGAUGCAACCACUUUGGCUCAAUAUUUUAAGAACAAGCUUCAAAAUAACCCUAAGUACAAGGUCAAAGACAUGAGAGGAGAGCUUGAAACUAGUUUAAAAUUGAAUGUGUCCCAAUCCAAUUUUUAAAAGGGCUAAUUAUAUGAUUCUUGAGAAGUUGGAGGGUAGUUUUAUAGAUGACUACAACAAGCUUGAGGCCUAUGGGCAAGAGCUUAGACAGUCUAAUCCCGAAAGUGAUGUAGUGAUAAAUAUCUCCAAAGAUGCUCUAGAAGAAGGAAAAAGGAAAUCCUUGAGGAUGUACUUGUGCUUUAAUGCUUUGAAGAAAGGCUGGAAAUCUGGAUUGAGGCCACUAAUUGGCCUUGAUGGUACAUUCUUGAAAGGUAGAGUUAAGGGCAUCUUGUUGGUUGCACUUGGACAAGAUUCUAUGAACCAUUUCUUUCCAUUAGCUUGGGCAAUAGUGGACAAAGAAACCAGCAGGACAUGGAGCUGGUUUUGUGAGCUACUGAAGAGGUCCUUGGACCUUAAAGAAGGUAUUGGGAUCACAUUCAUUUCAGAUAUGCAAAAGGGAUUGGUAGAUGCUAUUGACAAAAUUCUGCCUGAAGCUAAUCACAGGUUUUGUGUAAGGCAUAUUGAGAGUAAUUGGUGAAAAAAAUGGAGGAGUGGUCAAAUGAGGAAACUUAUUUGGUGGUGUGCAUGGAGUACAUAUGAUG
Molecule: messenger RNA, 1988 nt
Organism: Lycium ferocissimum
Lineage: Eukaryota; Viridiplantae; Streptophyta; Magnoliopsida; Solanales; Solanaceae
Exons: 3
Coding region: 1385-1924 (179 amino acids)
Source: RefSeq, a predicted model, not a curated record